AUGAGUGCUGCACCUUCGACGCUCUCGCUCCGUCGCUCGUCUCGGCUUCAGACCAAGGCUACACCCACCUACGCGGACCCCGAGGAUGAGGAUGAGCACUCGGCGACGUCGGCUACUCCAAGGGAGCGUAAACCGCCAGCUAAACGCCCUCGGAAGAGUGCACCUGCGGACCUCGGUGGGCCACAGAAGACCCCUUCUAAAGCUCUCGGUCCGAAAGGCAGGAGGCGUAUCCUGAGCAAGCUUGUAGACAUGCCUCUCGACAUACUCUACGAGAUUUUUAGUCACCUGCAUCCGCUUGACCUCUUGCACUUGGCGCGCACGACGAAGGCGCUCCGCGAGGUUCUUAUGCGCCGUUCUGCCGUGACCAUCUGGCGGAGCGCUCUUAGCAGCGUCGAGGAUCUUCCUGACUGUCCGCCAGACCUCACAGAGCCCGGAUUCGCCAACCUUUUGUUCGAUCAUCAUUGUCAUUUUUGCGUUAAGGCCAGAGUUAUGACGACCCUCUGGACAUGUCGCUCCCGGGCGUGCAAACAGUGUCUUAAAGAGCACUUCGUGCCUCUUUUCGACAUACUUGUCGCAGCGUCCGAGCAUAUGGCACGCGGACCGCAGCAGCUCAUCAAGGUGUCUUCUAUGCUGCCCAUGGAGUACCUAAAUAACAAACUGCUUGUGCCGAAGUUCAGGGCCGACGAGCUAGUUGCACGCAUCAAAGAGUGCGAAGGCGACGAAGCUCAAUUGAAACAGCUCGAGGACGAGCAAGCGCUCGCCGUUAAGCUCCUCAAAGACAGCGCGCUCAAGUUCACCGAGUGGCAGAUUAGGCAGAAUGACAAGCGUUCCACGGACCUUAUGGACCUACGGAUACGCCGUCGUAAGCAAAUCACCGAGCGACUUUGCGACCUUGGCUUCGCCGAAGACCUCAAAUGGAUGACAUAUAAGCGCAUCGACCAGUUCAUCGAGCACCCAUUAGUCAAGCAGCCCAAAGAGCUCACCGACCGCAUCUGGAACAACAUCCGCGCGCCCAUGGUCGCCUUCGCCGAAGACGCCCGCACAGAACGCCUCAUGCGCGAACGCUGCGCACACUACAUCAACCGCCUCUCCGUCGUGCGCGACACCGUCGUGCGCUUCAUGGCGCGCCGCCCGCUCUGGGAGGCCCUGCCCUCGAUCGCGGACUUCUCGUACCACACCCCCGGCUUCCGCGUGCUCAUGGGCGCGCCGCGCGACGCGUUCUUCCAGCCGCUCGAGAUGCCCCCGGCGCAGCUCGAGGCGAUCCUUGCGGCCACCGUGCGCGAGUGGCGCAAGAAUAUGGCGCUGAAGCUGUAUGAUAUGAUCGAGAGUGCUACGCAGCCGUCUGCGGGCUCCUCUGACGCCGCCUCUACUCCUGCCCCUGCAGCUGCACCUACUGGUACGGAACCGACAGAGGGGGAGGCGGGGCCCUCUGUCCCUAGAACCGACGUCGCCACGACCGCGACCGCCUCUUCCACCAUCGCCUCGUGCACCUGCUCACCUCCAGCCCACCGCGAAGUCACCCCCGAACAAAUCGCGAAGCGCGUCUGCUCCGCACUCACCUGGUUCCGCUGCACCUCCCCCACCUGCGGCGCGCUGCUCGACUACCCGCGCGUGCUCGCGCACUCGUGCGCGCACGCCGCGCCGCCCGUCGACAUGCACCCCACCACGGACGCCGCGGACCUGCGCAACGCGUACGCGCUCGUGCUCGAGGAGGUCCCGUGGAACCUCAGCGGGACUGCUGUCGUAUUUGAUACUCAGGCGGCGGCCGCUGCGGAGGUGGUCGUGCGGGCGUGCGGGCGCGAUCCGAAGCGGACGGACGGGUGGGAGAUGGAGGCGGGGAAGGCGCGGCUGGUGUGUGGGCUGUGCAGCAAGGACGGGCAGGCGUGCGUGAUGGCGUGGCAGCGUGCGGUCGAGCACCUGUGCGAGCAUAUGCGCGCGGGGCAGACGGCGAAGCUGACGCGGCUGAGCAAGCGCGACGCGCGCCGCGUGCGCGACAUCGAGCCCGUCCGGCUCAUCCCGCACUUCUCGUCCGUGUACAAGAUGUGGGGCUGUCUGCGCUGCCGCGUGCUGCCCGCGAUGACGCUCGUGGACAUAUUCGACCACUGUGCAGUAGAGCAUAUGCUCGACAUGCCGGACGAGGAGGAAGACUACGACCUGCAUCCUGAUGCGGAGACGGACCAUUAUGUGCCUGCGCACGAUGUGUACUACGAUGCGUCGAUGUUCCUGACGCCUAUCCGCCGCUGAACGUUGAACGCCAGCAUAGCCCUGGUAUUGGUUUGUUCUCUUACACCCUGGCGCCAUCCUGGCUCUUUUCUUGUCUGCACUUCGUUCACACUUCUGUAUUAUCGGUUUCUCCGCAAGUGUGCAAUAGUAUACAUAUCCCUACUAAUCGCUGGAUCCAC
Messenger RNA from Trametes versicolor FP-101664 SS1, 2402 nucleotides. RefSeq lists its product as uncharacterized. Lineage: Eukaryota; Fungi; Basidiomycota; Agaricomycetes; Polyporales; Polyporaceae. The record is from RefSeq and is a predicted model, not a curated record. The transcript is spliced from 10 exons. Gene Ontology annotation, molecular function: protein binding. The coding region runs from base 1 to 2244 and encodes 747 amino acids.